This is a messenger RNA of Daldinia caldariorum, 1614 nucleotides long. RefSeq names its product Abscisic acid G-protein coupled receptor-domain-containing protein. Gene Ontology annotation, cellular component: membrane. Bases 1 to 1614 code for a protein of 537 amino acids. Lineage: Eukaryota; Fungi; Ascomycota; Sordariomycetes; Xylariales; Hypoxylaceae. The record is from RefSeq and is a predicted model, not a curated record. The transcript has a single exon.
AUGGCGCCGAGCCUCGUCGCGCCCUCGGCGACGUCAAUGACAUUAUCACUAGCACCUUUCGUAAUAACCUUCGUGGCCGUUUCUAUUCUGGUCUCUCAAAAGAUAUUUCCCUAUCUAGCCCGUGUCCAAAAUUCUCGAGACGGAGAAGACCACUUCCUCCCUUCUGAUGCGCCUAUAUCACUCCAGCAAGCGCAUGCUGAGCAUGGCGCUAAAUCCCUACGAAGACGGAUAGCGGAAGCCGCUUUUUCUACCACGGUCGGAUUAGCCGUCGUAUUAGGCGAAUUGAUCUUGUGCGAGAUCUCUGAAUUAAUCAACCCUUACGCCCGAGCGCUAGCUCUGCGAGUCACCGUUCCCACCCUCUUGUUUCUCCUCGUUGUACUUAUACCCUUCCUUGAACUCCAGUCUCUUGUAGCCGGUUCGGGAUGGUCGUUCCAACGCAACUCUAAAGGCAAAAUCCCCCGGGCUGCUUGGAUUCUCCAGUUUGUCAUGUUCAGCGUCUGGUUAUGCGCCUUCUGGUCCCUAGGGAACCUCGUACCGGUAGGAAGUGAAGCAGUGCGUCCUAGCGCUAAGAUGGAGAAGGCCCGGGUCGAACCCGCGAUUUCUGGCAGCUUAGCACGUGCCUGUCUUGAGCGCAUUGGUGUCAUUGGUAUCUCAUUGAUGGCUUUAUUAUCUGGGUUCGCCUCGGUCUCUUCGCCGUGGCACACGUUUGGUAAUCGUACAAGGCGCCCCGUAACGGAUGCCGAUGUUGCCCGUAAACAAGCGGGCCUCGAUGCAACCAAUGAAAUGCUUAUAACUAAACGACACCGUUUACAGACCCUUCUACGUAAGGUAGCCGAGACCCCAUCGACCGAGAAGCGUGGGUUUGUAACUAAGGUUAUCGGUUCUAUCCGCGGUGGUGGUGACGCAGCCGAAAUCCGUACGCUGCGUCUCGAGAUCGCGGGCUUGGAGGCCAUGGAAUCAAACCUAUCCUCUUCCCUUAAUACGCUCCGCUCUCGACAAGCCAACUCGGCUCGGGCUGCAACUUUUUCUGGAAAACUACUCUCGAUACCUACGUACGUAUUCAGCGUAUACUGCGUUUAUCGUAUCAUAGCGACUACCCUGACUACUUUGCGGCGUCUGUAUUAUCCCACUGCCUCGUUUUCCUCUUCGGAUCCCAUUAAUCGGUUCUUGGGUCUCCUAGCGAAGCAUUGGGACCCUAAGCUUGAUCAGAUUGCCUGGGCUAGACAGAUAUCGUUCUUAUUAUCCGGUGUUAUUCUCGCCGCGAGCGCCAACAGUGCACUGCAGACAUUCCGUCUAUUCGCGAAAUGGACUCCUGGACUCCUAUACCAGGCGCAGGCUAAUCUUGCACUGUUAAUUGGGCAGAUCAGUGCUAUUUACGUGAUUUCUGCCGCUCUACUCUUACGAAGUAACCUCCCUAAAGAGGUAGGCAGUGCAGUCGGCGACGCCCUUGAAAGCGCCUUGGAGCCAGGUUUCGUAGAUAGAUGGUUUGAAGGCUGGUUCCUUCUUGCCAGCGUAGCAACAGCUGGAGGGAUCUGGCUAGGUGGGAAGAUUGGCGAAUGGAGUGAGGAAUGGGAUGAUAUUGGGAUGGAAGAGAUGGGACAGAAACAAUCAUAA